Bipolaris victoriae FI3 is the source of this 945-nucleotide messenger RNA. RefSeq lists its product as hypothetical. NCBI's taxonomy places the organism in Eukaryota, Fungi, Ascomycota, Dothideomycetes, Pleosporales, Pleosporaceae. The transcript has a single exon. Bases 1 to 945 code for a protein of 314 amino acids. Gene Ontology annotation, molecular function: inositol monophosphate 1-phosphatase activity. Gene Ontology annotation, biological process: signal transduction; phosphatidylinositol phosphate biosynthetic process; inositol metabolic process. The record is from RefSeq and is a predicted model, not a curated record.
AUGACCUCUAUGCACUCCCAAGACUUCAAGCUUGCGCUAUCCAAGCAUGGUCUGACUGAAGACCAUCUCAGCAAGAUCCAUGGUCUACUUGUGGAGAUUGCUAUUGAUUGUGGCAAAAUCAUGGCGGCCGCCGAGCACUCAGUCCUUAUAGCAGCACAGUACAAGAACAAUACCUCCGACCUAGUCACCGAGUUCGACAAGCAGAUCGAAGAUACGGUGGAAUCCCGCCUACGCAAAGAAUACCCGGCCUUCAGAUUCCUUGGAGAGGAGACGUUCAAGCAUGGCACCAAGCUUGCUGAUACGCCUACGUUUGUCUGUGAUCCAAUCGAUGGAACCUUGAACUUCUCCAAGGGCGUGCCCAACUGUGCUAUCUCUCUUGCGCUGACUCUCGAGAAGAAAUCUAUCAUCGGCGUUGUAUACAACCCUUUCCGAGGCGACCUCUACCACGCGAUCAAAGGUCGGGGCGCCUACCUCAGCAAUGCGCUCCUCGGAGUCGAGCUCAAGCUUCCGAUCCAGCCCGUACCCCCACCAAUGCCAUCCUUGAACUCCUGUCUCGUCGCUCUCGAAUGGGGAAACCAGCGCUCCGGUGAAAACUGGGCCCUCCGGACCUCCGUACACAACAAGCUUCUGACUUCCAAGGUGGAAGGCGGAGCCAUGUGCAAGUCCGUCCGCUCCAACGGCUCCGCAGCCUUAGAUUUCUGCUACGUCGCACAAGGCAUCAUCGAUGUCUUUUGGGAAGGCGGCGUUUGGAUAUGGGAUGUCUGUGCUGGCUGGAUUAUCCUGGAGGAGGCUGGCGGUAUUGUUGCUAGCGCUAACCCUGGCGACUGGGAUCCGUCUCUUGAGGGUCGUUUGUACUUUGCUGUUCGGCAUGCGAAGCCUGAGGAACAGAAGGCUGUGGUGCAGGAGCUGUGGGGUAUCAUGGGUGAUCGGAAAUUUGUCUUCUAG